Alternaria atra is the source of this 1137-nucleotide messenger RNA. RefSeq lists its product as uncharacterized. The transcript has a single exon. The coding region runs from base 1 to 1137 and encodes 378 amino acids. NCBI's taxonomy places the organism in Eukaryota, Fungi, Ascomycota, Dothideomycetes, Pleosporales, Pleosporaceae. The record is from RefSeq and is a predicted model, not a curated record.
AUGGGCAGCUCGUUCUUCCAGCUACCGCUGCCUACAGCUCCUUCCGCCCUACGCCAGGCCCAACGGCAAGGUGCCGCUCUUGAUAUACUCAACACACGUACUCUUCCGCAACUGUUAGAUCUGGACGAUCGACCUACGUUCUUGCUCAACAUGGACGAUUACGCAAAGGGAAGCCGAGUUCCAAUACAGCCCAUUUUCUGCAAUGCGGCACUGAAAGAGCGAGAGCAGCUGUUGGAAAAGAUAAUGGGUACCUCACCAGGCGAUCACGAUUCUGCCGGCGUUGGAGCCUCACAUGAUGAAUUUCGAGUAUGGGCCACGAUUGAUAGCAGAUUCAACGACUCUCGAGACCUUUUCCCAAUCACCAUACAGUUCGAGAAGUUGCUAUGGUUGGGUAUUUCGCUUCGUCCCAACUGGCGGCUGAUCAGCGCGCACACAAUCUUCAAAAACGAAGAUGUUCCCGAAGGAGAUCCGUUAUGUGCAUCAGCACCACGACUCGAAAAAGAAGGACAUAACGAUCUGACUGCCGAUGAAGCAAAAGCUUUAGCUUCUGCAGAAGCAAUACCAACCCGGGAGAUUAUCAAAGACGUGCAGCAACCCGAGUUUCCCGUUGUAUCUGUCGGAAAGGACCGUGACAAGAAUAGCUCUUCGAGUAUCUCGGCGAUAACCCUAUCUACACCCAACGCUUCCGUGUCUGAUUGGACGGCACCGCACCCAAGAGGUGUUCUCUCGGAUCAUCUCCAGUUCGUAAGGAGAAUCGACUGGGCAAAGACGCCAUUAGGAGCUAUGAACAGAUGGUCCAUCCAGUUUCGAGAGAUUAUCUGCCUGGUCAUGCGCAACCCUCAUCCAUCUUCUGUAUUCUGGGGCGAAGAUCUGACCAUGCUCUACAACGAGGCUUACAGAGACGAUGUGACAGGCGAAAAACAUCCGGCUUUAAUGGGAACCGGUUUCUCGGGCCCUUUUGGUGAGAUGUGGCAUGCAGUUGGCCCGGUAAUUCGUGAAUGUGCGCGAACAGGUCACGCCCAGCUCAAUCAUAACCAGCCGUUGCCCAUCAUGCGUUACGGUUAUAUGGAAGAGUCGUUCUUUACCUGGUCAUUCGUAAGUAUCGUUGUUAUGGGGGUUGCUCUUAUGGUCGAGUAA